AUGGAAAUUUUUUGUUCAGAAGUGCCAAAAGCAUCAGAAAACUUUUUAGCACUUUGUGCCUCAAAUUAUUACAAUGGAUGUGAGUUUAUCCGAAAUAUUAAAGGAUUUAUUGUGCAAACAGGAGAUCCAACAAACACUGGAAAAGGUGGAGAAUCAAUUUGGCAUGAAAGGUUCGACGAUGAGCUUAUAGACAGCCUUAAGCAUAAUAUGAGAGGCAUAGUUUCAUUUGCAAAUUCCGGUCCGAAUACGAAUCAAUCGCAAUUCUUUAUCACAUAUGCAGGUCAUCCCAUGCUUGAUUUAAAAUACACAGUCUUUGGACGUGUUAUUGCUGGAUUUGAGACACUUGAGGAGCUUGAAAAGCUUUCAGUUGAUCCCAAAACAUUUCGUCCUAUUCAAUCAAAGAAAAUUAAUUAUGUUACAAUCCAUUCCAAUCCAUUUGCAAUGAUUUAA
Messenger RNA from Chironomus riparius, 450 nucleotides. The record is from the annotation of a GenBank genome assembly. Lineage: Eukaryota; Metazoa; Arthropoda; Insecta; Diptera; Chironomidae.